AUGGGGUAUCGAAUUAUGGAUUGUCGUGAACCUAUGAAACAAGGGGUGGUAUCAAAUUUUGUUGUAGUACAGAAUAAACCAAAGGAGAAUAAGCCCAAUGCUCGGAUGUUCUCUAUGACUCAAAAAGAGGUGGACAACAUAAGCGAUGUGGUGGUAGGUACCAUUCUAAUCAACAAAAUGACUGCCUAUGUAUUGUUUGACCAUGAUACCACUCAUUCUUUUAUAUCUAAAAGAUUCAUUAUGAAGUUAGGACUCAUAGCUGAAAUACUUAGUGAAUCAUAUAGAGUGGUUAUGCCCACUAAUAAGGCCAUCGAAACUCAUAACUUGCAUCGAAGCUGUCAGGUCAGUAUUGGUAAUCAUACAUUCGAAGCUGAUCUGAUUCAACUAAACAUGAUUGAGAUUGAUGCCAUUCUUGGAAUGGAUUGGUUGGCCAAGAAUCACGCAUUAGUGGAUUACCACAGGAAGAUCGUCAAACUUCAGACUUCAAGCCAAGAAGAAAUCAUCUACCAUGGCAAGGCCAAGGAAAAGAGAUUGCUCCUGUCCGUAUCUCAGACUUGGAAAGCCAUGAGGAGCAGUGAUGAAAUCUAUCUAGUUAUGAUAAGUGAGGUGGAAGAGAAGAUCAAGGCCAGGCUAGAAGAAAUUCCAGUCGUUCAAGAAUUCCCAGAUGUAUUUCUUGAGGAACUACCUGGCACCGUUCCUAACCGUGAAGUAGACUUUGAAAUUAAUUUGGCACCAAGUGCGGUGCCAAUAUCGAAGGCACCCUAUCGAAUGGCCCUGACACAACUCAACGAACUAAAAGAACAACUUCAAGAGUUGUUAAACAAAAAGCAAAUCAAACUGAGCGCAUCUCCGUGGGCAUCCCUAGUUUUAUUUGUGAAGGAGAAAGAUAGGAGAAUAAGCAAGAUAAAGGAGGCAUUGAAGGCAACAUGGUCCGAGUCAUCAGACAAAUUCAAAUCCGACGAAGAGGAGCAAGCGAGCCUUCUUGCUCUACCAGUACUAGCACAUGUUACCGAGACCGAGUCUGAAUCCGAAAUCGAGAGCGAAUCAAAAACUGAGUCUGAAUGA
Molecule: messenger RNA, 1065 nt
Organism: Zingiber officinale
Lineage: Eukaryota; Viridiplantae; Streptophyta; Magnoliopsida; Zingiberales; Zingiberaceae
Exons: 2
Coding region: 1-1065 (354 amino acids)
Source: RefSeq, a predicted model, not a curated record